Ichthyophthirius multifiliis is the source of this 415-nucleotide messenger RNA. RefSeq lists its product as hypothetical. Lineage: Eukaryota; Ciliophora; Oligohymenophorea; Hymenostomatida. The record is from RefSeq and is a predicted model, not a curated record. The transcript has a single exon.
UUUUCAUAAUUAUUAAUAAAAAAAAAAUACAUUAAAAAAUACUUUUAAAAUUAAAUGAAUAUCUAUAAUAUUUGCUUAGUCUCUUUGUUUUUAUUUGGAGUAAUUUAAGCUGUUAUAUGCCCUGCUGGUUAAACUGUUGCCGCUGGUGCAGUAGUUUGCUCUGAUUGCCCUGCUAACACCUGGAAAGCUGCUGCUACUGCUGAUGUCGCCGCUGGAACUGCUUGUACUCCUUGUCCUGAUAAAACAGCUGUAGCCGCUGGUAAAGGAACUAAAGCUGAAGAUUGUGUUGCUACUUUUGGCGCAGCUUUAUAUGCUGGUUUUGCAUUUUUAUUUGCUUAUUUAUUGUUGUGAUUUUAAAUAAUAAUUUGUUUUUUUAUAAUAUUAAAAAAUUUGACAAUUAAAUACAUAAAUUUUC